AAGCAGAGUCCGAAUAGAACAUCCGGGUCCCUCUUUUGUUUACUACCGGUGGAAAAUCUAUGGUGGAAGAGGCAAAGUACCUAUUUGAUUACAUUUAGCGCAAUUUUCAAAGUCAUGUUGUCGCGGUCGAUCAGAGCAGAGACCAGAAGUCGUGCAAAGGAAGACAUCAAGCGGGUUAUUAGUGCCAUCGACAAAGUCCGGAAGUGGGAAAAGAAAUGGGUUACUAUCGGAGAUACCACAAUGCGUAUAUUCAAGUGGGUUCCAGUAUCGUCACCAGAGCCGACCCAGCCAUCACUGAUCAAAAAAGGUAUAAAAGGUCAAUCUACAGGACAGAAAGGUGGGAAAAAUGAAAAAGAGGCUGAACGCAACUUCCCCCAGGAAGAAAACUCCAAUUCUUCAGCAGUAGACCAAGAGUCAUGCCAAGGGAAGAGAAGUGAGUCGCAUGCCAAGAAUUCCACCCCAGAAUGCUCUGCUGCAGGCAUGCUUAACGGGAAAAGUAAUCCCGUUAAAGGCUGUAUAGCCUCCAGUGUUUACACUGAUGAGAACACACAGCAGUCCGUACCAGAUUCUAAUUGUAGUGAAGGCUCCGGGACCAUCAAUGAGGACUCAAACCUGUCAUUUGCCGACACACAGAACACCAACCCUCCAUUCUCACAAGAUGCCGAUAAUGACAGUAAUGAGGCAGAUAUGAGAUUAGCUAUGAGUAUGGUUCGAGAUGAGAAAAAAGAAGAAAGUAAUUUAAAGAAAGACAGUGGCGAUUCAAAUUCCUCUACUGCUCCGACAGACCAUGAAUCUGAUGAUCCUCCAGUCAAAAAACCAAAGUCAUCUUCAUCGGAGUCUAGUUGAUAAUUGGAAUCACUAGCAUCCACUGUGUUCAUUUUCCAUACAUCUGAUAUAGCCUCCAUUACACUUGUACUAUGUAUGUGCUUCAAACAUUUUUGGAAGACAGAUUUUCUGCAGUACUGUAUUAGCAAAUAUGUGAGCUUAACUGUGAAUUGUUGACGGAAGAAUUUCAUCUCCUAUGAUGCAGCAGAUAUAUCAUAAUGUUGAAAAUUACUACACACUUUCAUUACUAGUGAUUGGACAAAUACAACUUUGGGUAAAUAUUGAUUUUUAAAAGUGAAACAAGAAAAGAUUACUUGGACAUCACACAUAUUUGGGUUUUCAUUGUUCCAUUGACAUGGUAUAGUUGUCUGCAUGGAUGCACUUUUGAUUUUCUGGUAUGACAUGUACAGUUGUCAAGGUCUUUUGAUUCACUGCAAAUAAUGGUGACUCUCACUGCCUACUAAUAUUAAACUAGCUGGCUAUGGUUUUAUCAACAUUCCUUAACUUACGGAAAUUUCUUAUUUAAACUAAUUCAAAAAUAUCUAUAUGAAAACAUUGGAUUUAAGAGGGAAAUCUUAGGUAAGGAAAUUUCCUUAAAUUCUGUUAUGCUUUCCUGGAAAAAUUUAAGUUAUGGGAUUUCCUUAACUUAAGGAAUUUCAAUGAAACUGGGGCCUGUUAAUGAUUUCAGCAGAAAUGGAUAUUAACAUGCAAAUCAUGAUAACAAUUGUUUGUAUUUUUAUAAAGAGCAGUUGUUUCAGCCAACUGGUAACGUUGUUUAUUGGUAUAUUUGUAGCUGUUGUCGUUACAAGAUCUAUUUUUACACUACAUAUAGACCAUGACUAUUUGAGAUUGUGUGUAAGUGAUGCGGAAAAUGAUAUCUAUUGAAUACUUACAGAUUGAAAUAAACAUGGAAGUUUGUACCUUCAGACACAUUAAAUGUUUUCCUUUAUCAUAUCCAUUUAUCAUUAGGUAUGUCUUAAAUCAUGAUCAUAUCCAUCAUUCUUGAACAAGUAGACAAAACUCUGGUCUAGAUCUAUUGUGUAAUAUUUAAGUAAUUUUCGGUAGUUCAAUAUUUCAUGGCUACUGUAUUUUAUAGAUAACACUAAUGGCCAGGGAGGGUGCUAUUUUCGGUUGAGUGGCUGUAUGUAAAUGUUGUGAUCAGUAUGCGAUGAAUCAUGUGUUGUCUAGACUUCUGCCAUGAUGGCAACAACUAAACUACAAUGAUCAUCAACACUUUGUCUAUAGGUCAGCGUUUUGUAUGAUAUGACGUAUGAAAUAAAAUGUAAAUAAUA
Pecten maximus is the source of this 2117-nucleotide messenger RNA. Its product is annotated as B-cell CLL/lymphoma 7 protein family member A-like. Bases 115 to 846 code for a protein of 243 amino acids. Lineage: Eukaryota; Metazoa; Mollusca; Bivalvia; Pectinida; Pectinidae. The record is from RefSeq and is a predicted model, not a curated record. The transcript has 8 exons.